This is a messenger RNA of Carassius carassius (crucian carp), 1496 nucleotides long. RefSeq names its product translocating chain-associated membrane protein 1-like. NCBI's taxonomy places the organism in Eukaryota, Metazoa, Chordata, Actinopteri, Cypriniformes, Cyprinidae. Gene Ontology annotation, biological process: protein insertion into ER membrane; SRP-dependent cotranslational protein targeting to membrane, translocation. The coding region runs from base 142 to 1266 and encodes 374 amino acids. The transcript is spliced from 11 exons. The record is from RefSeq and is a predicted model, not a curated record. Gene Ontology annotation, cellular component: endoplasmic reticulum membrane.
UCACGUCUUCCGGCACACGUCGUACGCGGAUGUGAGUGUAGCAGGGCUUUGAUGACUGACUAGAGUGAUUUCCCCGAGCUCUGCUUCAGCUGCGCGUCUCUGCACCGAUCAGGAGCCGUGGUCCCCCGCGAGAGAAGAGCGAUGGGCUUCCGAAAGAAGAGCAAGAGUCCUCCCGUGCUUAGCCACGAGUUCGUGCUCCAGAAUCACGCGGAUAUGGUGUCGUGUGUGGCCAUGGUCAUCUUGCUGGGACUCAUGUUCGAGGUGACAGCAAAAUUUGCAAUUAUGUUCAUCACGGUCCAGUAUAAUGUCACGCAGAGCCUGGACACAGAUGCAGAGGAUAAGCCUGAGUCUGUCAACUACUACAAAUACGGUCCCAAGGACAUGGCCACGGUCUUCUUUUACCUGCUCAUUGCCAUAAUCCUUCAUGCCCUGAUUCAAGAGUACAUACUCGACAAAAUCAAUCGUCGGCUGCACUUGUCCAAAACGAAGCACAGCAAGUUCAACGAGUCGGGACAGCUGGCCACCUUCUACUUGUUCUCCUUCGUUUGGGGCUGCAGCAUCCUCACCAAUGAGGAGUUUGUGACAAAUCCCACUUUUCUUUGGGAAGGUUAUCCUCAUAUCCACAUGGCUUUCCAAGUGAAGUUUUUCUACGUCUGUCAGAUUGCAUACUGGCUCCAUGCUCUUCCUGAGCUGUAUUUCCAGAAAGUACGAAAGGAGGACAUUCCACGUCAACUUUACUACAUCUGCCUUUAUAUAUUUCACAUCACUGGUGCCUACGUCCUUAAUCUCCACCGUCUGGGUCUGGUUCUUCUGGUGCCACAUUAUCUGGUGGAGCUGCUCUUCCACGCCUCAAGACUCUUCUACUUCAGUGAUGAAAACAAGCAGAAGGGGUUCACGCUCUGGGCUCUGCUGUUUGUCAUCACACGGCUCCUGACGCUCACUGUUUCUGUCCUGACGUUUGGUUUUGGCCUGUCCCGCACUGAUAAUCAGGGAUUCUCUUUAGCAGAAGGAAACUUUAAUGUGCUGACUGUCAGGAUGACAUGCCUGUCAGCCAUCUGCCUGACCCAGGCCUGGAUGAUGUGGAAAUUCAUCAAUUUCCAGCUGAAGAAGUGGAGAGAACAAUCUCAAAUCCAAGCCAGCAAGAAGAAAGCUGUCGGCCAGAAAAGCAGACCCAGCAAGAAGGACUCUCGGGGGGGUUCAGUCAAUGGAGUCUUGAAACCAGAUGACAAGACAUCACCAAGAGCAAGAAAAGCGAAAGCCUCGUAAGAGGAAACCGAGAGCAGGUGCCCAAAAUGUGAUGCUCUGUUUCUACUCUGAACUUUAGAAAAGAAACAGAUUUGAUAACCGCAAAAAGAACCACAGGAACAAACUAAAGAACUUAGUUUUACGGCAUGGUUCAGGUUUUAUUUGUCUCCUGUUUUUCCUGUCUGCAUCUUUAAAAUGAACUCUAGAUUUAUAAUCAAUCAUUAUAUCCAUAUGCUUGUGACUUUUAGCAA